ACUUUACCAGAUUUCAGGUUAUUAUACACGAAUUCGAGGCAAAGACAAGAAGAAAACUAUCUGCAUUAUCUUCAGAAUCUUUAACAGAAUUCUGGUCAGUGUACAAGACUGAAGAAUGUGGAAGACUAUCAACAGAUCUCGACUCUAUAUAGGAUUAUUAAUAUUUAUAUCUCUAACAAUGAUAUAUUUUUAUACAACAUCUCCCCCACAACUCAGUUUUAGAUUACAUUUCUUCAACGACGACACACAGCUUUAUUCUAAUAACAAGAAGGAGUCACAAUUCCAUGUUGAAACUAAAUCUAAUCGUAAUACCUAUACAGUUGUUAAGGUUAACGCAAAUGCCAAUAACAAGUCCAAUACCGAUAACGAUCGCAAAAUAAACACCAAGCCAAAUGUCAAGUUGAAUACCUUACAACAUUUCCGGACGAAUGUAAAAUCAAAAACUGCUCUAAAUAUCAGGGCGAUGACCAAUACUAAACGCAUGACAUCACUACCUUCUGCAAAGAAAUUAAAAAACAGGCCCCAAUCUGCACUGGAGGGCACACUAGGUGCAAAGGGUCAGAAUAUCACAAAAAUCGCGUCAAAUGUUCCAGGAAAAGUGUCGUCAAAAGUGAAAACAACGUCAAUAGCCAAUUCAAAGAGUAACACCGAAUUAAAAAAAAACAUUACAGCAACAUCUAAAAAACAUUCCAAACCAUCAGUUAAUAACACGACACAGUCAGUGGUGGUGAAAAUAACCAAAACAACAAAAUAUUUGAUCUACCUCUGUGAUAGUAAACGAUAUUGUGGUGGUUUCAGUGAUCGACAGCGGGGAAUAGCUUACACCUUUAUGAUGUCGAUUCAGCUGGAUAGAAAAUUUGGAAUCAUCAUGUCUACACCUUGUGAUGUUCGACAAUUUUUUAUUCCAAAUAAAUACAACUGGAUUAUUCCUGAAAGUGACCUGAUCGGGAAUCCACAGAAAAUCAUCAACUCCGUUGGUUUAGGAGGCGUGAAUUUGUCAAACGACACUACCGAGAUCAUUUAUUUAAGAACUAAUGCCCCUGGAAAUGAUUACAUUUAUCGUCGUAUCCGGCAUAAAUUACCCCCUUAUCUAAAAGGUGGGACGACACGAAGACAAAUUUUUAAACUUAUUUGGGAAUCUUUGAUGAAACCAUCACGUCACGUGAUCAAUCAUUUGAAAAGAUUGUCUUUGUCCAAAGAUAUGACUUGUGCGCAUGUCCGCAUCGGAAAGAGUAGAAAUUUACCGAACGAUCCAGCGAGAAAUAAUUUAACCAGUGUGCCUAAACUUUGGGAUUUUAUGGACAAAUUUGACAAAGCCAAUACAAUAUUUGUCGCAACUGACAAUAUCGAAGUUCGAGAUUCAGCACGACGGCGAUUCACGAAGCGUUAUUUUGAUUCCGAGGGUAAAAUCCUACACAUUGACAGACAAAAAGGAAUGGACGCGGACUGCCUUGGGUUCGAAACUUCAAUAAUUGAUCAAAUCAUACUGUCCAAGUGUAAAGUUCUAAUUGUGUCUAACAGUGGGUUCAGCAUUAGAGCCGCCAUUUUCAGAAAUAAUGCUAAAGAUCUGUAUAUAUUUAACAGGUCAGAAGUAAAACCUUUCAAAUUGCCCUGAGUAGCAUAAUUUAAAUGGGACCGUAAUAAAAACUUACUCCUCAGAAAUUUGCUCCUCAGAAAUUGUAAAGACAAAUAUGAUAAAUCUGUUUCUUGCAUGUUGGCGGAUUCGUUUGCUCGGCGUAUCUUAUGAUGUUGACCUAUAUCGUAGGUGUGUCGGGCGCGAAGCAGAACAUGCUUACUCUUUUUGAAACGCGUGAUAGUAAUUCCUUUUGGAGGAGACCACUACUAUAUAUCUUGUAGUCUUGAGAUUGUCAUACUUUGGACAAGAUUUUCAUUAAAAGAAUUAUCUUUGCUUGUAUGGAUGUUUAUUGUUAAAUUGUUUUAUUGUUAAAUUGAAUGCAAUAUUAAAAUAAAUUAUAUUCUG
Messenger RNA from Lottia gigantea (owl limpet), 1981 nucleotides. RefSeq lists its product as hypothetical. Bases 116 to 1615 code for a protein of 499 amino acids. NCBI's taxonomy places the organism in Eukaryota, Metazoa, Mollusca, Gastropoda, Lottiidae. The record is from RefSeq and is a predicted model, not a curated record. The transcript is spliced from 2 exons.